UUGCAAUGACAAGAUUCACAGCAAACAAACUCAAGCUCAUUCCACUUUGUUACUAAGUCAUGCCUACUAAUUCCUCUCAACCAUUGUUAGUAGACACUCCGAAAAGAAAAUCCUCUCCUUCUAAAGCUCUCUAUGUUCUUCUCUCCUUAGCUGCUAUUGUGGGCUCAGUUGGAUUAGUUUCAAUCUGGGCCAUCAAUGGCAGUAGCCCAUCAACUUCCUUGACAGCCGAUGUUUGUGAUCAGGCCCAUGAUCAGCCAUCUUGCUUGACCAUGAUGUCUGAGGUUGCACCUGCUGGUUCAAUGAACUCAAAAACAGUGGAUUUGUUACAGAUGGUUUUGCAUAAAUCAUCGUUAAAAAUCCACGAGACGAUCGAUUUAGUGAGAAAUGUGAACAGUAGGAUUAAUAAUGACAAGGAGCAAGCAGCUCUAGCAGAUUGUCUAGAGUUAAUGGAUUUGUCAAGGGACAGAUUAAUGGACUCUAUGAUGUCACUUGGGAACCUAUCAUCCCAAGCCCAUUUUGAUGUCCAUACAUGGCUAAGUAGCAUUCUGACUAACCAUGUUACUUGCAAAGAUGGGCUAAAUGCUCAGGCCCAGUCCAUUAUGAAGCCCAUGUUGAAGGAUUUGAUAGCAAGGGCAAAGACUUCCUUAGCCUUGAUGGUUAAAAUGGCACCAUCCAAUACCAUGGAUCUUCCAUCAGUUACUGAUGGAAUGCCCUCAUGGGUUACUUCUAAUGAUAGAAGGCUUUUGCAACUUUCUGCAAAUGCCAUAACAGCCAAUGUUGUAGUGGCUAAAGAUGGUAGCGGAAAAUUCAAGACUGUAAAGGAAGCAGUUGCAUCUGCUCCAGAUAAUGGCAAGACUCGUUAUGUUAUAUAUGUGAAAAAAGGAAUAUACAAAGAGAAUGUUGAGAUUGGGAAAAAGAAGAAAAAUGUGAUGCUUGUUGGUGAUGGUAUGGAUACUACUAUUAUCACUGGCAACUUGAAUGUUGUCGAUGGUGCAACAACCUUCAACUCUGCAACCGUUGCUGCUGUUGGGGAUGGAUUCAUAGCCCAAGAUCUGCAGUUUCAAAACACGGCAGGACCAGCAAAACACCAAGCAGUGGCGCUUCGUGUAGGAGCAGAUCAAUCAGUCAUCAAUCGUUGCAUAAUAGAUGCAUUCCAAGACACCCUCUACACUCACAGCCUUCGUCAAUUCUAUAGAGAUUGUUACAUCGCUGGCACUGUUGAUUUCAUCUUUGGUAAUGCUGCAGUUGUGUUCCAAAACUCAAAAAUCGCAGCACGAAAGCCCGGGAGUGGACAAAAGAACAUGGUUACAGCUCAAGGUCGUGAAGAUCCAAACCAAAAUACAGGAACUUCAAUCCAAAAUUGUGACAUUAUUGCUAGCUCAGACCUUGCACCAGUGAAAGGGUCGGUUAAGACAUAUUUGGGCCGUCCAUGGAAAGCGUACUCACGAACUGUAUUUAUGCAGUCCAAUAUUGGAGACCAUAUUGACCCAGAAGGUUGGUCAAUUUUCCCUAUGGCAUUUGGGGUAGCGGAUUCAGAGAAUAACGAAUCAUAUGAAUGGUACUUCAGAGAAUUAAGAAAAGCAAUUGGCAUUCGUAAAGAUUUAAUAUUUUUGUCAGAUCGAUACAAGGCCAUUGCAAAUGGAAUUGCAAAUGUUUUCCCUGAGUGCUACCAUGAAUCUGAUGACCUUAUGUCCCAAAUAGCUGUUGUUGAUAAGAAAACAUUCGACUAUUUGAUGGAGGAACCACCAGGAAGAUGGGCUCGUUCACAUUGUCCAAGACGACGAUAUGAUAUGCUAACAAAAAAUAUUGUUGAGUCAAUGAAUAAUGUUUUGAGACGUGCAAGAGAAUUGCCACUUUUAAUAAUGAUGGAUUUUAUACAAGAAAAAUUACAAAUCUGGUUCUAUGACAGAAGGACAUCAACAGAAGGAAUAUUCCGUGAAUUAUCAAAUUGGGUAGAAGCAACAUUAGAAGACAAAAUUAAACCAGCUUUUACAUUUAGAGUAUUGCCCAUUGAUCGACUCAAAUUCAAAGUCAAAUAA
Messenger RNA from Nicotiana tabacum (common tobacco), 2039 nucleotides. RefSeq names its product pectinesterase-like. Gene Ontology annotation, biological process: cell wall modification. The record is from RefSeq and is a predicted model, not a curated record. Gene Ontology annotation, molecular function: enzyme inhibitor activity; pectinesterase activity. NCBI's taxonomy places the organism in Eukaryota, Viridiplantae, Streptophyta, Magnoliopsida, Solanales, Solanaceae.